GACGUGUUCGUGUUAAUUGUGAAUCGGCUUCCUUCCCUUAUGGAGCUUUUCCGCCCCAGUUUGCCGAGCUAGUCUGUAGCAUUAGAUCAGGUCAAAGGUCGAGCCGGAAAACCCAACUUUACGUAGUCAGCGGUUCGAAAAUUAGCCGGACACCCCACGUAGGGUCUUGUCUUGUGUGCGUUUUGAGAUAACAAAGGCUUGAGGUUCGGGCAUGCAGGCAUUCACCGGACUGUUCGGCCCGGCCGAUAGCGACACUCCCGGCGAAGAGCCACCGAGGGACGGGAACGGGAGGCAGGAGGUGGCUGAAGGAGCAAACAGCAUCGACAACCUUGAGGACUCGGAUGAAGACGACGAUGAUUACGAGGACAUGGACGACCUCCUCGACGAGGACGUGGAAGACGAGUUCCUAGAAAUCGACUCGGAGUACUGGGUGGAUGAAGCCGAUUCCGUCGAUGCCAAUUCGGAAGAAGACGAUGACGAUGAUGACGAAGGAGCUUUUUCAAUGGAGGUUCUACUCCGCCAUGGGGGUAUGGGCCGCCCGAAUGUGAGAAAGGCCGCUGCGGUGGCUGUACAGGAAGCGAGGGCCGCUCCAGGGGUUGAUCCGAGUAAGGAUGACUGGUUGCAGCCGAGAGACUCCGGCUACGAAGACGAUGGCAUCUUCGCUGAGGGUCUUGCAAUGGACUUCGACAAAAGGCGAUCAGUGCAUGACUUGUUGAGGGAUCGGGAGCGAGGGACCAUUAAAUCCCAUUCGGUCGUCCCCAUCGCGAAGACCUUCAUGCCCAACCGAUGCAAGUCUGUGAUCGCAAAGUACGGAUCACGAGCGUAUUCGGGGCAAUUCUCCGAGGAUGGAAACUCGUAUUUCACCUGCACGCAAGACUUCAAACUGCAUUUGUACGAUACGUCCGAUAUCUCCAACAUACGGAAGAAGAUUGACCUUCAGGGCCAUGUUGGCCAGUGGACUAUCACUGAUUGUUCUUUGUCGCCAAACAACGAAAAGAUGAUCUACUCUUCCAUCGCGCCGGUUGUCUGGCUGACCUCGUCAGACCCGGAGUCUGAGGACAGCUCGCAAAUACCACUUCAAUUCGAUAAUUCGUCCAUAGGGAGUUUUGCGAUUUGGUCUAUCCGCUUCUCAGGAGACGGGAGAGAGAUAGUGGCAGGCGCUCGGAACAACUCUUUAUACGUCUACGACAUCGAGACGCGCACAGUCUUACAUCAAAUACGAGGACACGCGAGCGAUGUCAAUGCAGUCUGCUACGCAGAUCCCAACUCGUCACAUGUCCUAUAUUCGGCUUCAGAUGACUCUCAUGUGAAGAUCUGGGACAGAAGAUCGCUGGGCAGAAACGCACAACCUGCCGGCGUCUUUAUCGGUCACACGGAAGGUAUCACCUAUGUUGCUUCGAAAGGCGAUGGCCGAUACGCCUUGAGUAACGGCAAAGAUCAGCACAUGAAGUUGUGGGAUUUGCGGCGAAUGAAGGAGCCCAAUCAAGUAAAGAACGACAUCACAAUGCAUCCAGGGUACUAUAGCGAGGAGGGCUUCGACUAUCGGCUAAUGCCCUACCCGGGCGAUUCCUCAUUCCGACAUCCCCAAGAUUGCUCUAUCCAGACUUACACCGGCCACAGUGUGCUCAAGACGCUGAUCCGGUGUCACUUCUCACCGGCUCACAGCACGGGGCAACGCUACGUGUACACUGGGUCCACGGACGGCAAAAUCCGCAUCUUCUCGCUAGAGGGCGAACUAGUGCGAACCCUCGACACUGGCGCCGUACUGAGCAGUACAGACUUCAGGAACGUAAAUCUGACCGAUGGUCCCGGAUACUAUGACUUCCUGAGGCCUAAUCGGUCGAAUAUGCGAAGCGUCAUCCGAGACGUGUCGUGGCAUCCGACUCUGCCAUAUAUGAUUUCGACGGCGUGGUGCGGCCCCAACCAGAUGUUUGGCGCCGCUAUAGCCCACGAGUAUGCAGACCCACAGUUGUGAAACAGUAGGAUUAGACUAACGUUGUUCUUCCUGGCCACGUUCGGAUGAUCCCCAAGGCAUUAUGGACUCCGUC
Fimicolochytrium jonesii is the source of this 2048-nucleotide messenger RNA. RefSeq names its product WD repeat protein. The record is from RefSeq and is a predicted model, not a curated record. Bases 212 to 1975 code for a protein of 587 amino acids. Gene Ontology annotation, biological process: proteasome-mediated ubiquitin-dependent protein catabolic process. Gene Ontology annotation, cellular component: Cul4-RING E3 ubiquitin ligase complex. The transcript has 12 exons. Gene Ontology annotation, molecular function: protein binding. NCBI's taxonomy places the organism in Eukaryota, Fungi, Chytridiomycota, Chytridiomycetes, Spizellomycetales, Powellomycetaceae.